This is a messenger RNA of Anthonomus grandis grandis, 2017 nucleotides long. RefSeq names its product dynactin subunit 4 (gene DCTN4-p62). Lineage: Eukaryota; Metazoa; Arthropoda; Insecta; Coleoptera; Curculionidae. Gene Ontology annotation, cellular component: dynactin complex. Bases 189 to 1721 code for a protein of 510 amino acids. The record is from RefSeq and is a predicted model, not a curated record. The transcript has 9 exons.
UAUGUGCGAUGGUGAUCAUAACAGUAAUUUAAAAAAAAAGCUUUUAUUUAAAACUAGGUUCAUCUAAGGUAUUUCUUUAAAGCUAUGUUAAAAAAGUCAUUCAAAUCCUUAUGUUAACAUUACUAGUACUUUUAAAAUUUAUUAGCUAAAUAGUUUAGCAAUUUCUCAGUAGAUCAAAUCCUAGGCAGAUGGCUUACAUUAUAGGACCUGAAGUUGUAAGCUACGCUUGUACCUGUGGCUUACUGAAACCAAUAACUCAUCUUUACCUUUGUCGACAUUGCUUUCAGCUGAGAUGUACCUUUUGCUUGUGUCAAGAGGUUGAUACUAUUUUCUGUGGAAAAUGCAAUGAUAACAAGCAUUCCCAAGAAGCGAAAGACAAGAAAAAUAAGUGCGAUAACUGUUUUAUGUGUCCCAGCUGUCAGCAGGACUUAUCAACCAGAGUUGCAUCUAAACCGCCUGCUAAUCCGGAUGAAGCCAAGUCAGUUGUUAAGAAAACUUAUUAUUUAAGCUGCUAUGUAUGCAGAUGGAGCUCUAGGGAUGUUGGAAUUCCGGAUCAACAAUCUGCGACUGGUGGAUGGAAACCUCAUGAGAAUGUUAACUCUAUAAGGCUUCACUCACUAAUGAGGUAUAAUAAGGAACUAAUGGCUUUUGAAAAGAAGAAAAAGGAAAACGAGAAGAAGAAGCAGAGAGGCAAAUUUGUUAGCUUGACGAACAAAACAGGAGUAACUGCCUCAGCUCUAAGAAAGCGUGUUGGGUUACCAGAUACCGCUCAUGUUCGGCUAAAAAAUCUAAAACCGCCAGAACCUGUAGAACCUGCAAUAGCAAAAGCGGAGGUUGAUGAGCUUCCGGACAGUAUUUUCACUGAUCCAAUUGAUUUAAUGGAAGUAACUACCAUAGAUCAGCGCUUAAUGCAGCCAGAACUUCAACCUGCGACUAUUGAUAAACUUUUUCCGGUACAAAAGAAAUUAUCUAUUAAGAAAUCUUUGCGGUGCCGCCAAUGUGAACAUAGUGUUAGUAAACCGGAAUAUAACCCGAGUUCCGUUAAGUUUAAGAUUCAACUUUUUGCUUACUAUCACAUUCCGGAAGUGCGUAUAGUCACGGUCGAACCGUUGAGCCCAGGAAAAACUUCCGAGUUAAUUUUAAAGUUUACAAACCCUAAUCAACACCAGACCACCAUUACCAUAUUAGAUUUGAAUUUGGAGGAACAAGAAAAGUAUGUUGAGGACCAGCAGGUUAUUGAGUUGUGUGACUCUUUGGAAGAUUCUUUGUCCCUAAAGAAGCAGCCGAUGAGUUUACCGUCAUUAGCCAGUAGCCAACCAUCCAGCUUGGCCAGUUUGCCCCCUAAACAACCGUCAGUGACGGUAAAACCAAGAAAAAUCUGUCAGAGUGUAAACUGCGAUGUGGAACUGCCAACCAGCAAUUUUAUUUUACCACCUCGAGAUGACGCUGCUGAGUAUGAUGAUUCUGGUGAUAACCACAACAUUAAGGAUGAUACCAAGCUGGUCAAAUGGCGAAAAUCAAACAAAGCAUUUAUAAGACUCCAAGUUACUCCAAAAGCGGAUUUAUCCAUCGAUGAAAAUGUGACAUGCGGAUUUACUUUUGAACAUCUUUAUACCCACGUGAUUGCCAGUACUGCGGAUAAUAAACAGCCCCAGAUUCGCAAGUACGAUCAUAGGAUUCGAGUGUUUUUAAGAUUAGGAAAAACCGUGGGAUCUAAGUAAAAUAAAGGUUAUAAAAAUAUAGUUAGUAAGUUGCUUUACAAUGUUUUGCACAGCAUUUGAAAAAAAUUAUUUAUUUGUUAUUUAAGCAUAAAAAAUAAUUAAGGCUUAGUUUAUACAUUUGCACCGCAUAAUAUGCUUAACUAAUAUUAUUGUUAAAUAUAUACUAUUGAGAUAAAUAAAUAUGUUUAAUCCAACUAAAAAAAUUUCCAUAGCAGUUUAACGAAUAUUAUAAAAUGGUUUUAUACAUUGUAAUAAGGCGCUAUGUUAUACUAAGCUAUUAAAAAAUUAAAAUAGAA